AGCGGAAGCAUGUUCUCCUGCCUUGCUGAGUCUGUUGCCUUCGAUACCGGCUAUGCCGGCUCCAGCGGCAUCCAGCCGCAGUCCUGGGUGAACGGCAACGGAACCUCCUACAUCUACUUCGGUUCCGGCCAGUUCGACGGACAGGGCUCUGGACAUGACUACAUGGGCACCCUCUACAUGCCCCCAACCGGCUACGUCAACAACUGCGAUGGUGGCCGCAGCCACACCUAUUGCGAUUACCGCCAGGAGUAAAUGGUUGGAAUAGAAUAAAACUAAGAGUCAAUCA
Molecule: messenger RNA, 286 nt
Organism: Guillardia theta CCMP2712
Lineage: Eukaryota; Cryptophyceae; Pyrenomonadales; Geminigeraceae
Exons: 3
Coding region: 10-252 (80 amino acids)
Source: RefSeq, a predicted model, not a curated record